Molecule: messenger RNA, 2154 nt
Organism: Mizuhopecten yessoensis (Yesso scallop)
Lineage: Eukaryota; Metazoa; Mollusca; Bivalvia; Pectinida; Pectinidae
Product: tubulin-specific chaperone E-like
Exons: 16
Coding region: 526-2130 (534 amino acids)
Molecular function (GO): protein binding
Source: RefSeq, a predicted model, not a curated record
GUUCAGUGCCAUGUGUUUUUGUUUAUGUUUUGUUCUGUAACCUGUGACCUGUUUGUGACCUGUAACCCCAUACUUACCUGUUGGUCAUGUGACCUUUCCUACCUGCCCAUGCAAUUCACCUGAGUGUAAAUCAGUUCUGGCAGACAGGUUGGAGGGAUUGACCAUAUGUAAAAGAUUCGCCUGCAGUUAUAUAUACUGGAUUAUCAGGAUUAUGUGGGAACCCUUGUCGCAUUGAUAGAGGUGUAAGAUCCUUCCAGCUAGUCUGAUGUCCACAAAUGGAAUAAUUAAAAGAAUGGAAACCAAGAACGUGUUUGUUGUAACGCCUCUGCCCAAAUCCCAUCCCUGUUUCAUCUACCUAUUUUGUUUCAUUUUCAAGAUAAAACUUUGAUAUUGCUGUCACACCUUAACAUCUGUUUUGUGGUGGAUUUGACAAACUAGAACAUGUACUGUCAUCAAUUAGCAAGACUCCAGCAGAUGGACAAUACAGUGUAACAAAUUUAUGCAGGCAGACCUUGAUACAGUAAGAUGGAGGUGAAGCGUGAUGAUGGUAGUCUUCUACAGAUAGGACACAGGAUUAUCUGUGAUGGCCACUUUGGGACUGUCCGCUACAUUGGAGAAAUUACAAAUACAAAAGAUUGCUGGAUUGGAGUAGAAUGGGAUGAUUCCUCAAGAGGGAAACACAAUGGAAUACAUGAAGGCAAACAAUACUUCAGUACAGAUGACCCAACUGGAGGAUCUUUCGUGCGUCCUAGAAAAGUAAAGAUGGGAGUAAGCUUUUACAACGCCUUCCAGGAUCGCUAUGGGGAGGAGGAAGAUGAGGAGGCAGGAGUGAUCACUGCCGAACUUUUUGUUCUUGACAACAACAACAAAAAGACGAUAGUGGAAAUGGUUGGCGCCAAGUCUGUAAACAAAAAACAGAGCCAGCUGGACAGCCUGGUAGAGGUGGCGGUGCGGGACAUGUCUGUAUAUGGUGUGGGCCCACACUCGUCUGAGUUACGGACACAUGGCCAUAGUAUAGCUGAGCUGGACAUUGCCCACAGUCUGUUGCCUUCCUGGUCUGCAGUGGCAGCCAUCACAGAGUGUCUGCCAGCAUUGAUGAGGCUCAAUGUCAGUGAAAACAAACUAGUGUUACCAACUAACCCGGUGGAGUUACAGUCAUCAUUCCCAUGUGUGAAAGUACUUUACCUCAACAGGAUAGCCUACAACUGGCAACAGAUACUUGAGUGUAGCUGUAUGUUCCCUUUAGAACAAUUACACGUCUGUUUUAAUAGCAUCACAACCUUGUCCGAUCCUCAAAGUCACCUACAGAAUCUUACCCUCAUUAACCUUGAGUCCAACAAUGUACAGUCUUGGUUACAAGUACUUCAUCUUAGUCAUUUACCCAAAUUAGAAAGUCUGAUUGUGAGUGACAACAGUAUUGACACCAUAACCUUCUCUGAUGUCGGCCAUGGUGAAACAACCCAACACUUCCGUGUCUUGAAGUACCUCUGUAUCAACCACAACAAAAUAGCAGAGUGGUCUAGUAUUAAUGAGCUCAACAAGUUAAAAUGUUUGAAGGAGUUGAAGAUAAUCCAAAACCCCCUGUUAAACACUGCCACACCGGAGACAGUGCGCCAACUCAUCGUAGCCAAGAUAGCAGGUCUGGAGCACUGUAAUAGGACAAAGGUGACUAAGGAGGAGAGGCGCGGUGCAGAGAUUGACUAUCUCAAGAGAUUUGGUCAGCUCUGGAUUAAAUCAGGGGGCUCUCAGGACGACAAGAAUAAAAAACCAAGCACAGAGUUUACCAGUCAACACCCUCGCUACCAGGACCUAGUCAGAGUGUAUGGACCUCCCGAAAAUUCUGAGAUGAAACAGAAAGAAAAGUCCCUUAAAGACAGUUUAAUCACUAUUAAUAUAACCAGCCCCUAUGAUCCUGACAAGGGCACGAAACAGAAGAAAAUCCCAGAAACAAUGACGGUACAGAAAUUAAAGGCUCUGAUCCAGAAGCUUUUCAAAUGGGAUAAUGGAGAAUUACAACUUUCCUAUGAAACUAAAAAGAUGAAAAAGGUUGAAAUAGAAUUUGACAAUGACCUUCGUCCCAUAUCGUUUUAUUCCAUUGAGCCAGGAGAUACCAUACUGGUGCGUUGGUAAUCUCAAAGACACAAUAUUCACUUA